AUGUCCCUCAGCAGAGCUCCGGCCCGGGACACCUCUGAGACCCCCAGCCCGAGAGAACGCAUCCGCAGCCACAUGAAGAUGGUGAUCGACCAGCUGGACGGCAUUCUCAAAGAGCUCAAGGAUGUGGCCAAGGAACUCCGGGAGGUGGUGGGUCAGAUCGAUAAACUUACGUCCGACUUUGACUUUGACCUGGAGCCAGAUGACUGGACGGUGGCCACGGCCAGCAGCACGUCCAGCAGUGAGCGAGGCUUGGGAGAGGCCUUCAGGCUCGACUUCCUCAAUUCAGAUGUGCUUUCUGAUAGCUGGGAGUUUUGCAGCUACCUGGAGGCUGCCGGAGGAGUCGCACGCAGACCCGGUGAGCAACCAGGGGAUCUACGACCGGAGCUGGGCCGUGGGACCAUCCCCACCCAGACACAGACCCCGACCCCACCCCCCACCACUGCCUCCGUGUACUCCCAGAUGAAUGGCGGGCUGCCCAUACCCAACGGGCCCCGCAUCAUUACUCCGGACUCCUCCAGCGAGGAGGCCAGCAGCUCCACGCACAGCCACAAGACUUCUCGUACCUCCGGCACAAGAGAACGAGUGCGUUUCAGUGACAAAAUUCUGUACCACGCUUUGUGCUGCGACGACGACGAAGAGGAGGAGGAGGAGCAAGACGGGUUAGAGGAGGACAAGAGUGGCUGUGCGACACCAGAGAGCGAUGCUGAGCCCGGUCCCCUGGCCAGCUCAAUGGCCCCCAAACGUUCUUCCUCUGAGCACUCACUCCACCAUAACUUUCUGGACCCUUCCUACGUCUCCUCACCAGUGAAGGGGAUGGCAGGAGCUCACACACUACCCAGGAAAAGUCUCUUAAACCCCGGCUGCCGCAAAAAACUGUUACGAAAUAGCAGCACACAAACUGUCUCUGACAAGAGCACCCAAACUGUACUGCCCUAUGUUCCAGCCAAACAGAAAACAAAGGACCACUGA
Molecule: messenger RNA, 969 nt
Organism: Limanda limanda (common dab)
Lineage: Eukaryota; Metazoa; Chordata; Actinopteri; Pleuronectiformes; Pleuronectidae
Gene: insyn1
Product: inhibitory synaptic factor 1
Exons: 2
Coding region: 1-969 (322 amino acids)
Biological process (GO): inhibitory postsynaptic potential
Cellular component (GO): postsynaptic density
Source: RefSeq, a predicted model, not a curated record